Haemonchus placei is the source of this 1785-nucleotide messenger RNA. The record is from the annotation of a GenBank genome assembly. NCBI's taxonomy places the organism in Eukaryota, Metazoa, Nematoda, Chromadorea, Rhabditida, Trichostrongylidae.
AUGUACGAAACCUCGAUAGGAAAAGUGGAUGAUUGUGCUCAACUUCUCGAGAAAGCUUUGCAAAAAGGAGACAAAGCAGGUAUACAUUAUGCCAAAGACCAACUUUUGAUUGAAGCCCGAGAUGUUCUUUCUGAAUGGCUAGAUGCUCAGUUUGGAAGCGCUGUCAAUGAUCACAGCGUAUUUGAUAAUCUUGCCAAAACGUACGAAAGAGAAUUUCUUUCGGAUAUGGCGCGGCUGAACGUUCUACCUGCUGACGUUGUUACCAGGGUCUCGGAGUACAUACCCGAGAUUGUCACCUAUGUGGAGAAGAUCAUAAAGAAUGGAUACGCUUACAAAACUGAUGAUGGCUCCGUCUACUUCGAUACGAAAGCAUUUGAAAGCAAUCCUAAACAUUUCUAUGCAAAGUUAGUGCCAGAGGCCUAUGGUGAUUCUGAAGCUUUGGAGAAAAAUAUGCGAGAAGGCGAAGGAGAACUUAGUAUGACAGCUGACAGGCUUAUGCAAAAACGGAACCCGUCUGAUUUUGCUCUUUGGAAGUCGUCUAAGGAAGGCGAACCGUUCUGGGACAGUCCGUGGGGGAAAGGGCGUCCUGGCUGGCAUAUUGAGUGCUCGGUCAUGUCCACUGCAAUUUGCGGAGAUCAACUCGACAUCCAUGCAGGUGGAUUUGAUCUCAAAUUUCCUCACCAUGAUAACGAAAUAGCGCAGGUCGAAGCAUACUACGACAAGCCCCAAUGGGUUAAUUACUUCAUCCAUUGCGGAACCCUUCGGAUAGCUGGCAUGAAAAUGAGCAAAUCGCUCAAGAACUUCAUCACAAUCCGAGAAGCUCUCCAACUUUACACUUCUAGGCAACUUCGAUUUCUCUUUCUCAUGCAUAACUGGACUGAUGUACUAGAUUAUAGCACAGCCACUAUGGACCGUGCCAUGCAGUUUGAAAAGAUUUCUAACGAGUUCUUCUUGUUGGUCAAGGAUUUGUUACGAAAACAUUAUAAGCCAGAUAGUCCUCAGGGUUAUGUAAAGUACGGUACUCGAGAAAUCCAAAUUAUGGACGAAUUCUCCAACAUAAAGAAGGAUAUUCAUGACGCCUUAUGCGAUUCCAUUGAUACGAGAACAGUAAUUGAAAAACUGCGAGAUCUUAUCGGCAUCGGAAACGCAUACAUUAAUGAGAAGGAAAAGGAAGGUGUUGCUCCAAACUGCCUUCUACUUCGGAACAUUGCAGCUUUCAUGACAGACCUUUUCGUGAUGUUUGGAGUUAUUCCAAAAUCUGGAGAACUGGGUUUCCCAAUAGACAGGGAGGCAGGAGUCGGUUCAGAGGAAAUGCUGAUGCCCUACCUGAACGCUCUCGCCACUUUCCGAGAGAAAGUCAGGAAUAUUGCCAAAGAUAACAAAGUGAUCUCAAUUUUGGAGGAAUGUGAUCGAUUACGUGACGACGUUCUUCCAGAACUCGGGGUCCGAUUAGAGGAUCGAACACAGGAGACAGUGGUGAAGCUGUGCGAUCGCGAUAUAUUGCUUCGCGAGCGUGAGCAGAAAAGGGCUAUAGAAGCAGCGAAACGGGAGGAGAAGGAACGAAAGGCAGCUGAAAGAGCGGAGAAAGAAGCAUUGAAACGAAUUCCUCCGCAGGAAAUGUUUUGCCGGGGGGACGAAGCUGCAAAAUACAGCAAAUGGGACGAGAAUGGUAUUCCAACACACACAGCUGACGGUGAAGAGGUAGAGGCUGUUUUUGUUUUGCUUACACGUUGCUGCAAGCUGCUUGGCGUAAAUUAUCUCUGCAUUCAAUUGGUGCAAAUCUAG